AUUGGCAGGUGCGCGAGCGGUGGCCGCGACUCGGCUCCUUCCCCCCCCCCCCGUGAAUCGUGUGUGCGCGGCCGCCCCUCCACAGCACAGAUUUUCUAUUUUGUACAUUUUGUAUAUACUGUAUAUGAUGACUUCGGUGGGCAGUGACCGUUCUCGGGGAACUCGGGAUAAGACGCAAGCUCAAACACAAGCACAGAUACAGAAACCAGUACAGGCUACAGCAGAACAGAUUCGACUUGCCCAAAUGAUCUACGAUAAGAAUGAUGUAGAUUUUGAAGAGAAAGUCAAACAAUUGAUGGAAGUCACUGGAAAGAACCCAGAUGAGUGUAUAGUUGCACUUCAUGAUUGCAAUGGCGAUAUAAACAGAGCUAUCAACAUACUACUAGAAGGAAAUUCAGAUACGAACUCAUGGGAGACUGUAGGUAAAAAGAAGAGUCUUGGAACAGUGAAGGAUAAUCUGGAAAAUAAGGAAAAAAAUAAGCGUGGAGAUAAAGAAACCAGUCAGGUUCGUGGGAGCUCUACUAGACGGGGAAAAGCAAGUCGUGGGAGGGAAUACAAACUUGAAGAAAAUGGUGUGGACAUCAGCCCUGGUGAUCGGCACUCAGAACGAAGUAGGCGUGCACGUGGCCGAGGAUAUAGUGGGCGUAGUAGAGGUAGGGGAGCAGCAAGAUUUUCAGCGCAAGGAAUGGGAACCUUCAACCCUGCAGACUACCCAGAUUCUACAACUGAUGAGACAUCUGAAAUUUGGGAAUCAGGUCAAAACAAUGGAACGGGUACCUGGCAAAAUUCCAUGGAGGACUGGGUCAGUGAAGACUGGAAUGAAGAUCAGCUUACAGAAACAAAAGUAUUUACAGCCUCCACUGUUGCAGGAGUGGACAACCAAACCAUACUUGGAUCAAGCACUGAUCUAGCAACAUUGCUUCAAAAGCCUUCAACUGGUACUGUAACAGAAAACAACUCGAGUGAAGCACCCCAACAGGCAAACCUCUCUCAGUCACUGGUGUUCACUAAUUCCCAACAUGAUGAUCCAAUUUCAUCGGUGGAAGGAAACUCCAAUGCUGUGAAUUCCUACUCUCAGAAUCUGACACCCAAGUUUGGCGAGCUUACUUCUACAAAGAUUGGUAACUCUUCAGGAUUGCAAUUAGUCGAUCAGUUGAAGCCCGCUGGUUUGGUGGAGGUGCCUCCACCGAGCACAGAACAAAAUAACAAUAAGCAUUCUUGGGAAGCAAAAUCAGCAUCGCAGUCAGCAGUCCUAAAUAAUUUCGAUUUCAAGAUUCAACCUGAUCCUUCACCUGUUUUGCGUCAGAUAACCCAACAACAGCUGCAAUCCUCGGUUCAGCCAGUAUUGGAUUCCUUCUCUUCCCAAAUCAAGUUAAGAGAACCAUUGGUUGAUGGCACUGCUACUAAAGUGAUGCAGUUGUUACCAAGCUCCACAGAUAAUCAGAUAGCCAAUGUACAACAGACACAGCAAAAGCAACUUAAAACACAAAAGCGGAAGAUACCACCUUCUAAAAUUCCUGCAUCUGCUGUUGAAAUGCCAGGAUCCACUGAUGUCUCUGGGUUGAAUGUUCAGUUUGGAGCCUUGGAGUUUGGAUCAGAACCAUCUCUCACUGAAUUUCAAACAGGAAGUACAGAGACCAUCAGUCAAACACAAAACCACUUGUUUUCAAAUUCUGUAAGUGCAGUUGAAGAAUCAACAAAUCCAUCUGCCAUCACCUCUUCCAGUUCAGUGGUUUCCCAGAACACAACAGUGACUUCAACGAUGGAUCAGAAUUCUGUACAUGGAAUGCCAUAUCAAAACUCUUUGGAUACAUCUCCAAAGGAAGCUUCUUUGCAAAACAGCCACAAUGAUCUUGGGGCACAACAGGCACUUGAAGUGCCACAACACUCUUCUAACUUGAACCAGACCAUUGAGUUGCCCAGCAGUUCUCUAUCACAACAUAGCAGCAGUUCCAUGCCAAAUCACCAAACCAGCAGCCUGGUUUCAUCUGUCUCUUCACUGACCACGAGCUCAUCACAUGCACAUACAAAUGUUGACAGCAGUUUGCAGACUUCGACAACCUUCCCCACCUCUUUGACGUUUGCAACAAUUACUACAUCAUCAGUUAAUAUCUCCAGCAGCUUAAGUGCAACUACCAGUAUUGGACUGAAUGUCAGUAGUCCAUCUAUGGCGGCUGCUGUCACAAGAGCAGUUCCUUCUGUAUCUUCAGGGAAGGCUCCACCAAAUCUUCCUCAAGGUGUGCCUCCUAUUUUACACAAUCAGUACAUUGUUGGACCGGGUGGACUGCUGCCUGCGUAUCCAAUUUAUGGCUAUGAUGACCUCCAGGUACUUCAGUCAAGGCUACCAAUGGAUUAUUAUGGAAUGGCAUUCCCUGCUCCAGCCACGGCACUUGCAAGCAGAGAUGGAAAUCUUGCAAAUAAUCCAUACACAGGUGACUUGACGAAGUUUGGCAGGGGUGACUCUGCCUCACCUGCUCCAGCAACAACUUUAACUCAGCCUCAGCAAAAUCAGACGCAAAGUCAUCACACCACUCAACAGGCCUUCUUAAACCCAGCCUUGCCUCCAGGUUACAGUUACACAGGGUUGCCAUAUUAUGCUGGUAUGCCUGGAGUACCCAGCACAUUCCAGUAUGGACCUGCCAUGUUUGUUCCUCCGGCAUCUGCUAAGCAUGGUAUGAAUAUGAAUACGGCUUCAACACCCUUUCAACAGGCAUCCAACUAUGGCCAGCAUGGAUAUGGAGCAGCAGGUUAUGAUGAAAUAAACCAAGGGACAGGAGCUGGAGAUUAUAGCAAAGGUGCCUACAGUGGGUCUUCUCAAGCACAAACCAAAUCAUCCACUGCUGGACCAGGGAAAGGUAUUUCGGUGAACUCCACUAACAUUGGUGUGCCUGACAUGACUGGCUCAGUAUACAAGACUCAGUCUUUUGACAAGCAGGGAUUUCAUGCUGGUACACCCCCUCCAUUCAAUUUGCCGUCAGCUCUUGGAGGAACAGGAACGCUAAAUCCUAGUGCUGCUACAGGGUACGCACCCCCUUUCCUGCACAUUGUGUCAGCUCACCAGCAGGCUCACUCCCAAAUGCUGCACCAUCAUUUGCAGCAGGAUAAUCAGGGUGGUUCUGGGCAGCGGAAUCAACAGAAUGGCAUACCACAGAAGUCUCAGGUUAACAAACCCAACUAUGGUACAUCCCCAUACUGGGGGAAUUAAGUUGAAAGCUGUUGCCCACUCUUCGUAAAACAAGGAAGAAAACUCUGGCCAAAUGUCUGUUGGGGAGAAAGAAAUCUUAACAUACUGUAAAUGUGACAGUUGCUCGCUUUUUAUUUGCUGUUGUAUGUAAUAUAUUUAUGUAUGUAUUUGUAUAUGUAAUAGUAGAGGUUGGAUGUGGUUUCUGCAUUUGAAGCCUAUCUUCACAGGGAAGAUUUAAUGAACACUCCAUCAGCAACUGUGCAUAUUGGUUUAAGCUCCGUGGACUGCACUGUUUAGCAUUUUGAAAAGAAGGCUCCCUUCGUUGAGUUUCAGCUGAACUUCAUAGAAAAUCCCAAGAAGGCAGCAAAACCAUUGUAGAAAUCCAGAUUCUGUGCAUAACAUUAUUAUGUGACUAUCUCUUCAAUUUUGUAUUUGUAUCAAUCUUGUACACUGUUAAUUUGCCUUCCAUCAGACUCUGGAUGAUUUGCAAAAACCUGUUCAUAAGUAGAAACUUUUUUUAAAAUGUUAGUGUCCUAAUAACUUGUAUAUUUAUCCUUGGCGCUAUUUAUUUAAUAUUUCAAUGUGCCCCUGCCACAGUUUAUUGGGUAUCUCUCCCUUUUUAACCAGAGCUAGUAAUUUCAAAGAUCUUCACCUUAAAAAUUAUAUCCAGUGCAGCAGCUCGCUCUUAACACUCUGAGCAAGUUGGGUGAAUAUUUUAAUUUUAUUUACAUUUCUCUCCAACUCAACCUAAUAAAAGCUCUGAGCAAUAA
Messenger RNA from Hypanus sabinus (Atlantic stingray), 3954 nucleotides. RefSeq names its product ubiquitin associated protein 2a (gene ubap2a). The transcript has 28 exons. Bases 125 to 3205 code for a protein of 1026 amino acids. Gene Ontology annotation, cellular component: nucleus; cytoplasm. The record is from RefSeq and is a predicted model, not a curated record. NCBI's taxonomy places the organism in Eukaryota, Metazoa, Chordata, Chondrichthyes, Myliobatiformes, Dasyatidae. Gene Ontology annotation, molecular function: protein binding.